This is a messenger RNA of Prorocentrum cordatum, 636 nucleotides long. The record is from the annotation of a GenBank genome assembly. NCBI's taxonomy places the organism in Eukaryota, Dinophyceae, Prorocentrales, Prorocentraceae.
GUGCCCUGCGUGCCCGCGGCGGCCGGCUCCCCGGCCGCCUGGGGCGCGGCCCGCGGGCCGCUGCCGCCGCGGCGCAGCCCCGGGCGCGCUCGACGCGCCGCGCAGGUUGUCGAUGCGGAGGUCGUGCCCGCAGGAAAGCCUGCUUCCGAGGAGGCCAAGAAGGUGGGCAACCUCGUGGAGGACGACGAGUGGCUCGGUCUAGGAAUGGAGCUUGCGAUUGUUCUCCGCAGCGCCGUCCGCGAGAGCGUCAAGAGCAGCGUCAAGGAUUUCACUGGCAAGGACGACUAUCAGUUGGGCGACCUGAGCACGGAGGCGGACGCACGUCUGAAGGCGGCCAUUGCAAACUUGCGAGGAAAGGACGCCUACGAGGUGGGGGAUCUCACUCUGGCACUCGACGAGAUAGCCAAAGGUGAGGUAGUGAAGAUUACUGGCAAGGACAAGUACGAAUUUGGUGAUUUGUCGAUCGAGAUUGACAAGAGGGUUAAAGGUGUCGUGGCUGAUUAUUGUGGAAAGGACGAGUAUGAACCUGGUGACCUGACCAAGGCGGUCACCGCAAAGGUUGCUGCUGAUGUAGCGGAGUUUACUGGCAGGGAUAAUUACCAGUUCGGCGACGUCUCCAAGGCGCCGGGACGGUAG